This is a messenger RNA of Microplitis demolitor, 2529 nucleotides long. RefSeq names its product S-adenosylmethionine decarboxylase proenzyme (gene SamDC). The transcript is spliced from 6 exons. The coding region runs from base 834 to 2090 and encodes 418 amino acids. The record is from RefSeq and is a predicted model, not a curated record. Gene Ontology annotation, cellular component: cytosol. Gene Ontology annotation, molecular function: adenosylmethionine decarboxylase activity. Gene Ontology annotation, biological process: spermine biosynthetic process; spermidine biosynthetic process. NCBI's taxonomy places the organism in Eukaryota, Metazoa, Arthropoda, Insecta, Hymenoptera, Braconidae.
UAUACACAUGUAUAUAACGAUGUAUGAUAAUAGCUAAAGCUAAUUCUGAAUGAAAUAUAAAUUCUGCAAGACAAUUACCUAUAUAAGUAAUACCAUUACUGGUUGUUAAAUCGCGGUCGCACAUUUACAUUGCAAGUUACAAAAAUAAUCAUUUUUAUGAUUUAAAACUAACAGUAAAUAUUAACUCAGGUUACGCACAAUAUUUAUGUUACACAAAAAUACGUAUUUCUUAAGGGUGGGCAGCACUAACCGAAUGUUCGAAUUUAUUUUUUUAAUUACGUUUGGAAUAAUUACGUCACUCGAAUGAUGAAAACCUUCCGAAAAAGUUUAUCUUAAACAUUUUUCGGAAGCUAUAAAAUUUUUGUAAUAACAAUUGAUUAAUAAAUUCAAAGAAAAGUAAAAUUUAAAAAUUCGUCCAGUACGGCCCAGCCUUAUCAUUGUGGUCACGGUGUUUACAUGUUAGCAAAAGUUUAAUCCAGACUAUGAAGUAUUAUACAGAUCAACAAGAUAUGUUAAUUUCAACUUGUUUGUAUGUACGACUUAGUACGUGGUGGGGUGAAUUAGACAUCGCUGGGAAUCACUUUUGAAAAUUGUCCGAUGUGAGAUAAUUAGCUUCUGCCGAAACGACGACAUUGAAGCCUACGUUCUCAGAAUACCUUUUCGGAAGAAUAGACGUAUUCGCUGUGAGGGAAGGCAUAGUAGGGGAAUUUAAAUCGACUGAAGCGUUCGCAGUGGUCACUUUGAACAUUACGGGAGGCUACUAUAACCGAAAUUGUAAACAAAAAAACGUAAAAAUUUUUUUUUUCGUUUUAAUUUAAAUAAAUUAAAUAAAAAUGAGACACCAAAGUUAUUGUGUAGUGAAUUGUAAAAAUACGAGCAGAAAAAGUGAGUGCAAAUUUUAUGAAUUUCCUACUGCUAAAUGGAAAAUAAAUCAAUGGAAUCAGUGGAUAGCUGCGGUUAAAAGGCUAAACGUUGAUGGAUCACCGUGGGUUCCCAAGCCAUAUGAUUGUAUUUGUAGUGACCAUUUUAUUGGGGGUAAAAAAUCAGAAGAGGAGUUGAGUCCUAACUACAUUCCAACAAUAUUUCCUUCAAUUUACAAGUCUCCAAAAGUUGAUGAAUCUUCGGUCAUAAACAGAUACAAGCGUUUAAUAAACCGGCGAGUAAAAAAAUCACCUCCAAAAUCCAGUUCUGAACUCACUGUAUUAGAACCGAUGGAAGUGAUAAAUGAAUAUAAUAAUCCUCCGAUUGUGUCUUUAAAAGUUGACCAAGAGUGUCAAGUUGAUUUUUAUUCAAACUCUGAUGUCAAUUCUCAAACGUUUAUUUGCAAUCGUUAUGUCACAAAUGAUUUGUGUCAUGCUGAAACUCAGACAGAAAUUCAAAUGGUUGAAGAUACUAGGCCGAUAAAAAUUCAUGCUAGUAAUAAAAAAUUUGUUAAUAAAAAAUGUGGUACUGAUCAAAAAACGUUUGCUGAUAAGGAAAGUCAAGCGGAUAAUAAAAUCUUCAGAGGAUUUGCAUCGGUGACAAAAGAUCAAGAAAUCAUUGAUCUGGCCGGUGUAUCAUUCCCAAAUUUUGAUUUCUUAUUGAGUAGACUAUGUACACCUACGCCACGAAAAUACAUUGUGUCAAAAACAGACAGACUAUUAAUUUUUUUAAUGAAAAUUAAAACUGAAUUAACAUUUUCGGCACUCGGUGUAUUAUUUAGUGUUCACAGAACAACAAUUUCAACAAUUUUUUAUGAAAUCCUACAACAUCUUGCUAGUGCGACAAGAAAUUUAGUAUUUUGGCCAGAUAUCGACGCAGUACAAGAAACAAUGCCUGAUUGUUUUCUAUCUGAUUAUAAUAACACCAGAGUCAUUAUUGAUUGCACUGAAUUUCGAAUAGAUAUUCCUACAAGUGUCGAUAACCGUGUUCUUACUUACUCACAAUACAAAAAGAAUUUCACAGCCAAAGUUCUUAUUGGUAUAACUCAUGGAGGUUUUAUAUCCUUGAGAUCUGAUGUAGCUGGAGGACGGAAAUCAGAUUCUCAGCUUACAAUAGAGUCAGGGUUGUUGGAUUUAUUGGAGGAUGGUGACAUAGUUUUGGCUGAUUAAGGUUUUCCAGAAAUCAAAACAGUGAUUGACGCAAGUAGCAAGAAAGUACAAAUGGUCAUGCCGCCUUUUCUAGAGAAAAAAAAUGAAUUUUCAAGUAUAGAAACUCAACAGGCAUACAAUGUUGCAAGGGUCAGGAUUCACGUUGAAAGAAUUAUGCAGCGGUUAAGGACUUAUCAAAUAUUGCAUAAAAUUCCACAACAUUUGUUCCAUUGCAUUGAUGAUAUUUUGAACAUUUGUUGUGUUUUGGUUAAUUUACAGCCUCCAAUUAUUUCUGAUAAAAAAGAUCCUGAAAAUGGGGGAUAAAAAUAUUUUAUUACUCAUAACAGUUGGUCAGUGAGUACUUGUAGAAAUACAAAUUUAUAUUUGUAAGAAAUUGUACAUUCAUUUUCAGCUAUUAAUUAGAUUAAUAAUUAAGAUUUUUGUAAAACAUGUAACAAAU